Molecule: messenger RNA, 3256 nt
Organism: Gambusia affinis (western mosquitofish)
Lineage: Eukaryota; Metazoa; Chordata; Actinopteri; Cyprinodontiformes; Poeciliidae
Product: F-box only protein 40-like
Exons: 8
Coding region: 685-2445 (586 amino acids)
Cellular component (GO): cytoplasm
Molecular function (GO): ubiquitin protein ligase activity; protein binding; zinc ion binding
Source: RefSeq, a predicted model, not a curated record
CGCUUAGUUUUUAACCCAAUAUUGUUCCACAUAUCAGUAAUUAUUUACUGAUAUGUGGAACAACUAGAAUAUUCUGGGUUUGGAAUACAAAGUUCUGGCGCCGCACUUCCGUGAACUUUGUAACGGACAGCGAAUUAGGUAGGCAGUUGCUAUGACAACAAUAAACUAGCCAAAGCUUAGAACUAGCCUCAUUGCGAACUAACUUAUAAUGAACAAUAUAAGUAGGCCUAUAUUACUCGAUCACUGUUUUUUUGUGUAAUACUCAGAUAAAUAUGUAGUACUUACAUGCUUACUGCCGAAGUAGUAAAAUUAGCCUAGCUAUAGCUUUCAUCUGCUAGCUUAGACGGACAUGUCUGCAAAAUGCUUUAGUGUAUUUACAAUCUUCUACGCCACAAAACCACAAAAUCUUACCAAGUAUUUUUGUCUACUUUCUAGUGCAAAUAGUACACUUAAAAUAAGACCAAACUAACUCUAACUUUACACCAUUUGAUCUGCCGAUGGAACUUGUACUUUUUCAUCAAUAUUAAGGAAUUAUUUACUUAAAACAAGCUCAUAUUUCUUGCUGACAAGUUACUUGUAUGUUUGUUUCUCUUAUCUCAAAUGAAAGAUAUUUUCCCGAGAAACUAAAUUUAAAAAAAACUUUUCAAGAUUUUGUGGUUUUGCAGUGUGUCAGAUUGUAAUCAUAUGAGCUUUCUCAAUCAUUUUGCACGUUUAAAAGACCUUUCCUAUCAGGACAACAUGAUGAAGGAAAGAGAGACGCACGGAGAGGCUUUGGAUGUUGCCAUGGCUUUGGUUGACCAGUCAGACCUGUACGCCCGCCUCAAAAUGAAGCCUCUGUAUCCAGAGCUAAUGGAAGAAGAAGAGGACAUAAAGGAGGAGAGCAGAGAGGAGAUCGCAGUCGGAGGUGUUCAAGACCAAAACCCAAGUGAAGAUCUUCCUGUAAGCAGCAUGGCUGAAAAUCAUGCUGCAGAAGAAACUGCUCAGAGUGUUACACAACCUCCGGUGAUCAACAUGGAGAAGUACAAUCUGUUUGAGAUGAUGUUCAGCAUGGAGAGAGGCGCCUGCGCUGUCGCUCAGGAGAAUUUGGAAAAUCCAAAACAAAAACAAAAACUAGCUGUCGAGGGAAGCAGCCAGAAAGCACCAGAACAGGAGCAGCAGGAUACAACCAGUCCCAGAAGCUGCCCUCCACCUGACACCAGUAAGACGGGCCUGGCCCCGUGGCAGGAGGGGGUUCUGGAGCGGCUGGGGCAGGAGCUCACCCCCCAGGAGUACAACAUGUACGUGGUGCAUCACGGACGCAUGCUGCUGGCCUUCGGGCAGAUUGAGGCCUGCACUUCCAGGGAGAAAGACUUUGUCUACGGCAGUCUGGAGCCAAUUGCAGUCCAGACGCUGCGCUCUUUCAAGGUGCCUGUAAGUUAUCGUUAUAAGAGGCGGGUUCAUCUGAACGAGACGGCUGCUCGGGUGCAGACUGAACAUCAAAGCGUGGACACAUCAGACCUGGGAGCCAGUGAGGAGGACUGGUUUGUAGAUGAAGAUGAAGCAACUCUGCUGGGCUACGCUGAGAUGGCAGUCAUGGGUCACAAGAUCAGUGAGACAAAGGGAGCAGACGGGCUGUAUGUGGACCUUGGCACGCAGACGCACUCUUUCCGCACAGCGCCCUUCAAGCAGAGGACGACCUUGGCGGAAGUGAUGGCGGACCGGCCGCAGAAGCUUCUUCUGCAGCUUCAGGCGGAAACCGUGAACAGCAGGAACAACAGAGCCAGCUGUGCGUUCACGUUCCUCUGCGGUCACACCUUCCACCGCAGAGAGUUCGCCACACACUUCAGGAACGUGCACAGUGACAUCCAGAUGUGUCUGAGUGAAUGGUUUGAACAGCAGUGCCCCCUGGCGUACCUGGGAUGCACCUACAGGCAGAGGAGGUUUCAUCCCUCCACACAGAAAGCCACCGUCACCUACAAUCAGCAGCUGAGGUGUUUCAACUUGCGUCCAGACGUUCUUCCCUCUCUGGACGGCAAAGCUGGAGCCGGGGAGGACCGGCUGAGCUCGCUGCCCUACGAGGUGCUUUGCCACAUGGCCAGCUUCCUGGACAGCCAGUCCCUGUCCCAGCUGGCCCUGGUGUCCCGCCUCAUGAGGCAGGUCUGCUCCUCCCUGCUGCAGGACAGAGGGAUGGUGACGCUCCGCUGGGAGAGGACGAGCUCCUCACAUGGGAGAGCCAAGUGGAAGUCCAAACCUGUGUGGGAGUUCAGUCAUCUGUUCUCUGCUGUGGAUUCAUGGAACAUGGCCGACAUGCCUCCGAUUUCUGCUCAUCUGAAAGUCUGUCCUUUCUACCAGAAAACUGAGCAGAAGGAACGGGUUGCCCUCCCCUGCAUUUCUGAAAAACAGCAGAAGAGUCUGAACGGUCAGAGUCUCCUCAAUCACUUCACGGGACAAAGAGGGCAACAGUGAAGAAGAACCUCUGCUUGUUGUGUUUAACUUAAACCCAUUUAUAUUCAAAUGUAGCAUUGCAUUUAAGAUAUGUUUUAGUUUUAGCAUGUGAGAAUCUCUGAACCCAUGUGCAGAAUACUGGAUGGCAAAAAGACGAACAUUAAAUGAGACCUGUAGAUGUAAGUAUUAUUAAUUUUGUGCUAUGUGACACAGCAAGGGCUGCAUAGCACUAAGCUAAACUAAACUUUGUGUUUUACAUAAGUCUUAGUAGUUUUAGUGUUUUCUCUCUUUGUGACAAAAUGUUCCACGUUGAGGAACUCAGUGAAUUGAGGAAUAGGGUUUCAAGAUGUUUUUGUCAAUUUAAUUAUCCAAAGUACCUGGGAAUAGUUUCUACUUCCUGUUUCAUAAAGAACAUGGGUGAGUGAGUUUAGUUUAGAAGAAGUUGGCAGAGUCCUGAACUCAACCUAAUAAAACCCUCAUGUGUUGAAUAAGAAUGGAAGAUGUGAGGGAGGUCUGGUUGUCCAACAUCAGUGUCUGACCUCACAAUGCACAUCUGGAAAAAUGGUCAGAAACACUGUGGAAAAUCUUCUCAGAGGAGUUGAAGCUGUUGUAAAAGGUUGGGCUAUGAUCAUUUUAAUCUUUAUAAGAAUAGGAUAUUUUAUGUUCAGAUAUGAGUGAAUAUUUUUGGUAUUUGUGCGUAGUAAAAAGCUGUAAUGUUUUGUUUGAAAUCUUAAAAAUAAGAAGGCCUUCUCUUUAAAACGUGUCUGUGAACUGUCCAACAUGUUUUCAAAUCAAAAUCAGACUCAUGUCUGCAUAAUAAAGCCCCUCCUCC